Messenger RNA from Neofelis nebulosa (Clouded leopard), 1004 nucleotides. RefSeq names its product olfactory receptor 4S1. The record is from RefSeq and is a predicted model, not a curated record. Gene Ontology annotation, biological process: G protein-coupled receptor signaling pathway. Gene Ontology annotation, molecular function: olfactory receptor activity; G protein-coupled receptor activity. The transcript has a single exon. Lineage: Eukaryota; Metazoa; Chordata; Mammalia; Carnivora; Felidae. Gene Ontology annotation, cellular component: membrane. Bases 1 to 930 code for a protein of 309 amino acids.
AUGGGAACCAAGAACAACGUGACUGAAUUUGUGUUGUUCGGCCUUUUCCAGAGCAGGGAGAUGCAGCAUGUGUGCUUCGUGGUCUUCUCCCUCUUCCAUGUACUCACUAUCCUGGGGAACCUUCUGGUCAUCAUCACCAUCAAUGCAAGCAAGACCCUGAAGGCUCCCAUGUAUUUCUUCCUCAGCCACCUCUCUUUUGCCGACAUGUGCUAUCCAUCUGCUACCACACCCAAGAUGAUCGCAGACACUUUUGUGGAGCGUAAGACCAUCUCCUUCAAUGGCUGCAUGACCCAGCUCUUUUCUGCCCACUUCUUUGGUGGCACUGAGAUAUUCCUCCUCACAGCCAUGGCCUAUGACCGCUAUGUGGCCAUCUGUAGGCCCCUGCACUACACAACCAUCAUGGGUCAGUGGAAGUGUGGCUUGCUGGCCGGGGCCUCCUGGGUGGCUGGCUUCCUGCAUUCCAUCCUACAGACACUCCUGACAGUCCAGCUGCCCUUUUGUGGGCCCAAUGAGAUUGACAACUUCUUCUGUGAUGUUCAUCCCUUGCUGAAGCUGGCCUGUGCAGACACCUAUGUGGUGGGGUUCAUUGUGGUGGCCAACAGUGGCAUGAUCUCUUUGGUGUCCUUUAUCAUUCUUAUCAUCUCCUAUGUGGUCAUCUUAUUGAACCUGAGACACCAGUCAUCUGAGGGCCGGCGCAAGGCUCUGUCCACAUGUGGCUCACACAUCAUCACGGUCAUUUUGGUCCUCGUGCCCCCCAUGUUCAUGUACAUUCGUCCCUCCACCACCCUGGCUGCUGACAAACUUGUCAUCCUCUUUAACAUCGUCAUGCCACCUUUGCUGAACCCUCUGAUCUACACGUUGAGGAAUAAUGAGGUGAAAAAUGCCAUGAGGAAACUGUUUAGGGUACAAGGGAGUACAGGGGAGAAGUGACAGUCCAGGGAAUCUCCUUCAGCCUGGAACUUGGGAGACUUCCCAUCUUGUAGCAUCUCCAAUUUAAUGCUUGU